AUGGAUUCCAAAACCGCCGAGUCGUCGUUUCCCGUCAACCCGAUAGUGACCUAUCUGCGACUAUUAAAAGAAAAGAAGACCGGCCUGCCCCAUGGCCAGUUGAUUUGUGUGUCGCCGGCGUCCGCCAUCACCACCACCGCGGGGCUGCUCCGCAUCGCCAACCUGGUUGGGCCGCAUAUCGCCGUGCUGUGCGUGCAGGCCGAUAUCAUCGACGACUGGUCGCCCGAGACCAUGGCUGCGCUGAUAGCCACGUCGAGAAAGCACAGUUUUAUUUUAUGGGAGGGCGGCCGCCAGCUGCUGCUGAUGGGCAACGCCGUCUCGACCCAGAUGCUGCUGGACCGCCGGCGGCGAAAUCGUGAGCAGAUCGACGUUAUCAAGCAGCUAUACACACGAGGUGUCGUUAGCAUCGCUUCGUGGGCCAGUCUGGCAACCCUGUGGCCUUCGAGUGCCGAGGCCCAUCUGCAGGAAAGCGAUAUUGCCAUUUCAGCAUUGCGUCACGCAGCCCGCGAGACCGUCACAAGAGUCGCCCAAGUCAUUCGCACAGAAAUCACCGUCGACAGCAAAUCCAGAAACCAAGAUGACCAAGAUGACGACGACGACGACGACGACGAAGAGAACGGCGUCGCUAUUGACUCGACCCUAUUGCCGCCGCCAGCCGACCUUUCUACAAGCUCGCUGGAGCCACCGAUCCGGCGCACUUCUACCAUUUCACUCACCCACUCCAUUGUCCAGCGAUCCGACCCAUCGCCGAAAUUCACUGCCCACGAAAGUACUAGCGUCGAAGACGACGCCAACUUCAUCCAAGACGCCGAAUGGUCCUGGAAGUCGCUCGAGCCCCCGCAACUUGCGCGCGGCUUAAUUCUGGGCUUGCCGCAACGCGGCAGCUCAUCGUUCGCCUCCGUCUGGUAUAGAGAUAGCUGUCUCGCAGCUGGCCGCGCCAACCGCGACUUUGUCGUUGGGUUUUUCUGCCUAGAGUCCUUCCUCGAAGUCUCACGUGAGCCCGAGCUGCUAACGCCCAGCGCACCACCCUCGCCGGAGAGACAACUCCCUAAAAGCGAUAAAGAGAAGGACCAAUCGUUUGUUAUUUUCUCACGGCUGCCCUUUGACUGGCGACAAAUUCGGGCAUCGCAUUUCAAUACUUAUGACGACGACGCCGAUUUAGAGGACCCAGAGGGCGCUAACAUUGAAGCCAAGUUGCUCCAUACUAUAAUGGACCAGGCUAUGAACUCUAUCCAUGAGGAUGAAGAAGGCGAUAACAAUCAACCACGUUCCGACACGGAAUUGUUGCACGUACCGGUUAUUACACUGGGAUAA
Talaromyces rugulosus is the source of this 1314-nucleotide messenger RNA. RefSeq lists its product as uncharacterized. The transcript has a single exon. Bases 1 to 1314 code for a protein of 437 amino acids. The record is from RefSeq and is a predicted model, not a curated record. NCBI's taxonomy places the organism in Eukaryota, Fungi, Ascomycota, Eurotiomycetes, Eurotiales, Trichocomaceae.